CGAUGAUGUAGUGGAUACGAGUGCGGGUUGAAAACACGGGGAUACUAGGACCCCGCCCUUUUACCGUCCAUUAGUUAUUUAGUUAUUCUUACGGAUUUACAUCGCGAUAGAUUGUUUCCAUAUUAAGGCCAACCGCAAACGCAGCGUCAUGGGCGCUUGAUUAUGUUAAGACCCCUUUGUGCUUCCGUCGUAUUCUGUUCUUCGAAAAACUAUCCGUGUCUUUGGGGAAAUCCUCUUGUAUGGCACCACCACCUAUCACUUGAAAGACAACAACCUCAAACUGCAAUCACGCCAAUAAAAUGGAAUCACGCAAAUAUUCGGACCUCAUCAAGCAGAGUGACGGUCAGGGCAGCUCUGGGGACUUCUUGCAACCACCAAGAAAACUCGGGAAGUUUCUCAGUACUGAGGCAAACCUUGAUGCCAACAAACCAACCAAAGCACUAGCAAUCGGUCCAAGCCAAACCAUCGACAUCGACAUAGAUUCAGACACCAACGAGGAUUCAAAUACAGAAGAUGCGCUCUUUAUGUUGUAUUCUGAGCAGAACCAAAAGCGGAAACAACAGGAAAGGCACAACAAAAUAGAGGUAUCUGGGGUAAGCUACCUUCUAUGAAGUGCUGCCAGUGUGAGGAAAUGAAUCUGAAAAGCAACCAAUGCAGAUGUGAGCAUUCAUACUGUGGUGUAUGUUUUUGUGCUGGCGAUGAAUUCAAAAUGUCAUCAGCAGGUGAUUGUUUAGCAGAUGAGAAGAUUCCAGACAGCAACAAUGCUGAUAUUUUGAACGGGGUGAAAAAGGUAACUAAGGGCCUGUUCGGUGCGUCCGUACUUUUUGAAUGCAAUAGUGGAUCUCAUUAAAAAUAGUAUAUAUAC
Molecule: messenger RNA, 865 nt
Organism: Blastomyces dermatitidis ER-3
Lineage: Eukaryota; Fungi; Ascomycota; Eurotiomycetes; Onygenales; Ajellomycetaceae
Exons: 1
Coding region: 300-611 (103 amino acids)
Source: RefSeq, a predicted model, not a curated record